CUGUAGCGGCCCUAGUUGCUGUGGUGGCUGGGGCUGCUCGUGCAGCUGCGGACGGAGGCGGGGGGAAGCGGCUGGAGCGGGAGGAGGGGCUGCAGGAGGAGCAGCUAUGGCUAUGCCCAACUCCCUCUUGUGGGCAGUUGAUAUCUUUGGGAGGGUUUACACUCUUUCUACAGCUGGCCAGUACUGGGAGCUCUGUAAAGACAGACAGCUGGAAUUCAAACGAGUCUCUGCUGUCAAACAGUGCUGCUGGGGAAUAGCUUGUGAUCACCAGGUAUAUGCCUACGUAUUCUCUAGUGAUGUUCCAAUCCGAUUCCAGGAAGAAACUUAUGAGAAUCAGCGUUGGAAUCCGGUUGGUGGCUUUUGUGAGAAAUUAAUGCCCAGUGAUCGCUGGCAAUGGAGUGACGUGAGCGGGCUAAAACAUCAGCAGCUUGACAGUUUCACGCUGCCAUCACCGCACUGGGAGUGGGAGUCUGACUGGUACGUGGAUGAAAAUAUUGGAGGGGAACCAACAGAGAAAGGGGGUUGGACGUAUGCCAUUGACUUCCCAGCUACCUACGCAAAGGAUAAGAAAUGGAAUUCCUGUGUCCGACGUAGGAGGUGGAUCAGAUACAGGAGAUACAAAUCACGAGACACUUGGGCAAAGAUAACAUCCCAUGAUGAUCCUAAACAGUUGCCAGAUCCUUUCAACGAUAUCUCCAUUGGAGGAUGGGAAAUCACUGACGAGCCCAUGGGCCGGUUAUCGGUCUGGGCAGUGUCCUUACAAGGAAGGGUAUGGUAUAGAGAAGACGUUUGCCACCACAAUCCAGAAGGCUCCUCGUGGUCCUUAAUAGCCACCCCUGGUGAAGCAGUACAGAUCAGCUGUGGACCAUAUGACCUCCUGUGGGCAACACUUUGGGAGGGGCAAACUAUUGUGAGAGAAGGGAUUGAUAGAAAUAACCCUCAAGGAAUUUCUUGGACAAUUGUGGAACCCCCAAGCCCUGAAAAUGGGAUCCUGCACGUCUCUGUGGGUGUAAACGUGGUGUGGGCGGUUACUAAAGACAGAAAAGUGUGGUUCAGAAGAGGUGUGAACUCACACAAUCCAUGUGGCACCAGCUGGAUUGAAAUGGUUGGAGAAAUGAUGAUGGUAAACGUAGGCUUAAAUGACCAGGUCUGGGGAAUCGGCUGCGAGGAUCGAGCAGUUUAUUUCCGGCAAGGCGUCACACCGAGCGAGCUCAGCGGGAAGACAUGGAAGGCGAUUGUAUCGGUCAGAGAGAGUGACAGGUCUCAGACCGGCAGCUCGACCAGUCUGCUCAGCGCUGGCUGUUUCUUCAGUGACGACGUUAGGGAGCAAAUGAAUUUGAUCGUUCAGAGCGAUGCAGACAUUUCCUCUGAUACCGAGAGCCCACAGAUACAGCCAAACCUUGCCGACGCGCCCCUGUCAGGUGCUGCAGCUAGCGUCAAUGGUAACAACGUGGGAAGCCAGUCAGCAGAAGCGAGUGCAAACUUGACUGUGGAGCCUCCGGACUCUGCUCCUGAAGAAGCCAGCCCUGCUUCAGACAAUGGCGAGAAGGCUGGUCUCGAAAAUCCCCAGUCUUCUGCUGACCAGGAUCCGCAUCCUGCAGAACUGCAGUGGACAAACAUUGACUUAAAGGAGGCCCAUAAAAAGCCUCUGCUCUCCGCCAGCACCUUCCCGGAGACGUCCAGCCUGUCUUCCCUUGGCAUGUUCUCAGUUGGAGUCGAAGAACAUUAUGGAGCUGAUGAGCAUCCGUUGUGGGCCUGGGUGUGUGGGGGAGGCUGCCUGGUGGAUUCACACAGCUCGCUGAAAUGGUUCACUCUUCAGUCAGGUCUGUUAUCCUCUGUGCAGUCUCUUUCCCUGUCUAUCAGUCCAGCGCAGACAGCAGCGUGGCGAAAGCAGAUUUUCCAGCAGCUCAGUGAGAGGACCAAGCGGGAACUGGAGAACUUUAGACACUAUGAACAAGCUAUUGAGCAGUCUGUCUGGGUGAAAACGGGGACCUUACAGUGGUGGAGAAGCUGGAAGCCUCAUAAAUGGACAGAUGUGCGAGUGGCACUGGAGCAGUUCACUGGGAACGACGGCAUGCGAGACAGCAUUCUGUUCAUCUAUUACAUGUAUCAUGAGGAGAAGAAGUACAUCCACGUGUUCCUGAACGAAGUCACCAUUCUGGUUGAAGUUCUGAAUGAUGCCAAACACUCCUUUGCUCUCUACACGCCCGAGAGGACAAAGCAGCGGUGGCCAAUUCGUCUAGCAGCCGCCACGGAACAAGAAAUGCAUGACUGGCUGGCUUUGCUGAGCAUGUCCUGCUGCGAAAGCAGACGGAUUCAAGGCCCUCCCUCCCACCAGGCCAUCUGGUCUGUUACCUGCAAAGGAGACGUCUUUGUGAGCGAGCCAAGUCCUGAAUUAGAGGCCACACCACAUCUGAUGCCAUGUGACCAAAUGUUUUGGCGUCAGAUUGGAGGGCAUCUCCGCCUGAUAGAGUGUAAUAGCCAUGGCAUAGUAUGGGGCAUAGGUUACGAUCACACGGCCUGGGUUUAUACUGGAGGAUACGGAGGCGGCUUCAUUCAAGGAUUGGCCAGCAGUGCCGAUAAUAUUUACAUGCAAUCAGAUGUGAAAUGUGUUUAUAUCUAUGAGAACCAACGGUGGAAUCCAGUCACAGGAUAUAGUAACAGAGGGCUGCCCACAGACAGGUACAUGUGGAGUGACGCAUCUGGCUUACAAGAAUGUACAAAAGUUAACACAAAGCCUCCAUCCCCGCAGUGGUCUUGGGUGUCUGACUGGUAUAUUGAUUUUAACAUUUCCGGUGGAACUGAUCGGGAAGGCUGGCAGUAUGCAGCGGACUUUCCAGCAUCCUACCAUGGCCACAAGACGAUGAAGGAUUUCGUACGGCGAAGACGCUGGGCCAGAAAAUGUAAAAUAAUCACCAACGGACCCUGGCUGGAAGUGCCUCCCAUCACCCUCUGGGACAUCGCCAUAAUCCCUAGUUCGGCGGCAGACAAAGAAGAAUCGAUAGCACUCUGGGCAGUUAGUGACAAGGGAGACGUGCUGUGCAGACUCGGAGUAACGCAGCAAAAUCCAGCUGGAACAUCAUGGCUUCACGUGGGAACGGAUCAGCCCUUCAUGUCGGUCUCGAUUGGGGCAUUCCACCAAGUCUGGGCUGUUGCCAGAGAUGGUUCUACCUUCUACCGGGGUUCAGUGUCUCCAAAAAAACCUGCAGGAGACUGUUGGUACCAUAUUCCUUCACCUCCAAAACAAAAGUUAAAACAAGUCUCAGUAGGACGGACAUCUAUGUUGGCGGUGGAUAAAAAUGGUAAUCUCUGGUACCGUCAGGGAAUCACACCAAGCUACCCUCAAGGAUCCAGUUGGGACCAUGUUUCAAAUAAUAUCCGUAAAGUUUCUGUGGGACCCCUGGAUCAGGUUUGGGUGAUAGCUGACAAAGUGCAGGGAAGUCACAGCCUAAGUUGCGGGACAGUCUGUCAUCGAACAGGAGUCCAACCAUUGGAACCAAAAGGGCUCUCAUGGGACUACGGCAUUGGGGGUGGAUGGGAGCACAUUACAGUCAGAGGAAAUGCAACUGAAGCUCCUAAGUCUGCUUUACAUGAGACCUCUGAAGAGCAUUCAGCAAACCCAGUGGAUCUAGAAGAUGGGGAGAAUGGAGGAAAAGGAAACGGAAACCAUUCUAAAACCACCUUGAUGGUUAACGAAGGGCAAGAACUAGACAGAAACACCGUUAAUUGUUAGUAUUUGCUGUUCUCUGUACACUGGCUGCUGCUUGUUUCCCAAGCAAUUUAAAGAAAAACAAACUGUAGGACACAUCAAACUCAACCCAUUUCUGCUCAGAAAAAAAGGCCGCCUGAUAAAACUAAUGCAUUUUAUAGAACUGGAAUUUGCAAUAUGGGCAUUUUAAUCUUUAAUUUAUUCUUAUACUGCUAAGUUAAUAGACUGACUUGAUAGAACUGACACAGUUUUGACAAGAGAGACAAGGUGCUGUUUGGAGCCGCAGGAAUAGCCCUGACCCCUAUUUAAAGCUGCUACACAAACUGUGUGAAUGUGACUAUCUUUACAGACUCAUUUAUUUUUCUGUAGAAGUCUUUAAUUCCCUUCCCUACAUCCCUUAACACUCACU
This is a messenger RNA of Chrysemys picta bellii (western painted turtle), 4118 nucleotides long. It is a transcript of the gene TECPR1, whose product is annotated as tectonin beta-propeller repeat containing 1. Gene Ontology annotation, biological process: autophagosome maturation. Lineage: Eukaryota; Metazoa; Chordata; Testudines; Emydidae. Gene Ontology annotation, cellular component: autophagosome membrane; lysosomal membrane. Gene Ontology annotation, molecular function: phosphatidylinositol-3-phosphate binding. The record is from RefSeq and is a predicted model, not a curated record.